Hippocampus comes (tiger tail seahorse) is the source of this 1721-nucleotide messenger RNA. It is a transcript of the gene cep41, whose product is annotated as centrosomal protein 41. The transcript has 11 exons. NCBI's taxonomy places the organism in Eukaryota, Metazoa, Chordata, Actinopteri, Syngnathiformes, Syngnathidae. The record is from RefSeq and is a predicted model, not a curated record. Gene Ontology annotation, cellular component: ciliary basal body. Bases 138 to 1250 code for a protein of 370 amino acids. Gene Ontology annotation, biological process: cilium assembly.
GGGAGCUUGAUUAAGGAAAAAUAAUUGGUUUGGGAGCCAACCACGCUCAUGCGUGACAAAGUGUCUUUAAGAUUUGAACAUUUUGAACGACUUAAAGCGUGAAAACAACGCGUUUGGUGUCGACGCUCCGGUGAAACAUGUCGAUCUACAGGGGCAUCGGCGGCGAUCAGUACAUGAGGAAACAGAUACCAAAGAAUGCCAAGUAUCAACACAUCAAAACUAAACUGGACACGGGGGUUAGCCUCACCAAGUAUUUGGAGCGCCUGGAGGAGAUAAAACAACAUUACAAGUUCAACAAAGGUGAAAUCUUCAAGCGCUUUAAAGUGACAACGUUUGCAGAGUUGAUACUUCAGGUGGCAUCAGUGUCGGACUUGAAUGAAUGUGUCAGCGAUGAUUUGUGUCACAGCCUUCAUGAUGACGGGAGCGGUGACGGUAGCAUGAUGGUGGCGAAAGCAGACUCGCAUGCCAGGCAUGUCAAUGGCUCACUGGAGACGUCGGAGCCCAAGGAUGCGGGAAUGGAACACACCCAGACCAUGAGGUCCACAUUGCUAAGCGUCAUCAACGGCGUUGGCGAGCUGAACAUGAACGGCGACAAAGCAAAGGCCCCCGAUGAGGAUGUGAACACGGACACUGAAAAGCCCUAUCCAGAUUGUCCCUACCUGUUGCUGGAUGUGCGUGAGCGCGAACUCUACGAUCAGUGCCACAUAAUCUCAGCUCACAGCUUUCCCAUCGCCACGCUGUCUCGCUCCAUGAACCCUUAUACCAAGGAAGUGCUGGAAUAUAAAAACGCCGAGGGUAAGAUCAUCAUCGUGUAUGAUGAGGAUGAGCGCAUCGCCAGCCAGGCGGCGACCAGCAUGUGCCAGCGCGGCUUCGAGAACCUCUUCUUGCUCAGCGGCGGUCUCAAGGUGAUCGCUCAGAAGUUCCCCGAGGGCAUGACGACGGGCCCGCUACCCGCCUCCUGCCUCCCCCCCACCGUGCUGUCUAAGUGGAAGAAGGGCGUCCCGCCGCCACCGCCGCAGCCGUUCAUGCAGGUGGCGGUCCAAAGAUGGAGGUUCACCCCCGACGAGCUUGCCAGGAUCGAAGGCCAACUGGAGAACUUCGUCAUGAUGGGCAGCAGUCGCGCAUCCAGUCGCAUGUCGACAUCCAGCAGUUUGCCGAAAGUGGGCAGCGUCCGGAGCAGCCGCUUGGCUUCCUCCGCCUCUUCGGUGUCCUCCAGGGACAGCGGACGAAUUCACAGGCCUUGGAAAUGAACGCGCUACUAACACCGCCUUCUUGGUGCUCCUCUGUAGUCGUAUCCCCUCCUUUGCCUAACAUUUGAAUGUGUUUGCACAGGAGUGUCUUUUUACACUCCAAUGAAGGGUCAGUGGAUCAUGGUCAUUUUUUUUUCGAAUUUUUAUUCAUAUUUAACGUGUAAAGCAAAAGGCACAUUGAAUGCUGCAUUUUUGUGAAUUUCAUCACAAUACAUCUUCAUGAUCAUCGUAAACUCAAAUGUGUGUGGGUGUGUGCGCGCGUGUGGGUGCAUGUAUGUGAAUGUGCAUUGUGAGUGCCGCUCUAGGUUAUCUGACCAGAAGUGACUUUUUUUUUUUCUUCUAAGUGACCUUUAAAUAAAAUGUGUUUGCUGCAAUUCUUCUGUGGCUGUUUUCUUAUUUCCCGAAAUCUUUCCAGGUAAAUAUGUCAGCAGCUAAAUUGAAGUAAUAAAUGGUUAUGAAUACUAUUCAUAU